CCUCCUUGGGCGACCUCUGCAUCUUGAACGACCAAAAGCUAGUUCUCAGAACUAAACCCAGAAGUAAUCGUCUGGUACAAAAUGAAAGUUAUAGGCGAACUCAAAUUUCGCAGUCUUCUCAUAAUUCUCUUUGCGAUUUCCUCACUCAUCCCCUCCAUCGAUUCAACCAUGGAACUGCCCACUGUUGCGGACCCGGUUCCGACCCCAUGGCCGGUGCAAUUCCACUCGGUCCUCUUCAUGAACAAUUCGAAAGGGGUCCUGCAAAUGGUGGACCUCUGGUACGACUGGCUCAAUAGAAGGAAUUUCAACAUAAUACAGAACCAGCUGGGAAAGCUGCUGUAUGACUUGGAAUGGGGCAAUGGAACUUCCUUCUAUUACACUCUUGACAAGAACCAGGAGUGCCGGACCCUUCAUUUUCCUGUGGGAAUUCUUAGACCAGAUUUUCUUGAGGGGGCUAAGUAUCUGGGCCAGAAAUACAUGGAUGGGUUCCUGUGUAAUGUCUGGGAAAAAGUUGAUUUCAUCUGGUAUUAUGAAGAUGUUGCUACCAAAAGACCUGUUUAUUGGGCUUUCUUCACAGGAAGUGUUGCUCAUGUGAUGACAUUUGAAGUGGGGAAAGUGCUGAAGGACCCUAAUUGGCAAGCCCCUGUCUACUGCUUUAACAAGAAUUCCACACUUUCUCAUUUUGCUGCCCCGAAUUUCGAUGGCAAUCUCAUUAGAGGAGGAGCUAUGCGUUCCUCUGACACGUUCUAGUUGUGUUUAUUUUCUCUAAUAACUUUAUUUUGUGCUGGUGAUGCAAAAUAAAAUGAAAUCCAAUAACUCAAUGAGUACUAUGUGUAGUUUUUAAUCAGCUUUAUGUAUGCAUAUUACCAACCAUGGUCUAUGGGAGGGAGGAAUUGCAAGAAUCAAUAUUUUAGUGGGAAUGCGUUGUAGCUCUUGACUCUUUGUAAUU
This is a messenger RNA of Cuscuta campestris, 949 nucleotides long. The record is from the annotation of a GenBank genome assembly. Lineage: Eukaryota; Viridiplantae; Streptophyta; Magnoliopsida; Solanales; Convolvulaceae.